UUUCCUGCUGGAACCAUGGAAGGUGCCGAAGAGAAGAAAAGGAAGGUUCCUGCUGGGCCAGAAACUCUUAAGAAAAAGCAAAGGCAUUAUGCAGAGCUGAAGGUAAAGCGCCUGAGGAAGAAGUUUGCCCAAGAGAUGCUUCAAAAGGCAAGGAGGAAGCUAAUGUAUGUAAAAGCCAAGCAUUACCACAAGGAAUACAGGCAAAAGCACACAACAGAGAUCCGGAUGGCUAGAAUGGCAAGAAAAGCCAGCAACUUCUAUGUACCUGCAGAACCCAAAUUGGCAUUUGUUGUCAGGAUCAGAGGUAUCAAUGGUGUGAGCCCAAAGGUUCGCCUUUGCCAGAUCUUCAAUGGCACCUUCGUUAAGCUCAACAAGGCUUCAAUUAACAUGCUGAGGAUCGUGGAACCUUACAUUGCAUGGGGGUACCCAAAUCUGAAAUCAGUGAAUGAACUAAUAAUCUACAAGCGUGGAUAUGGCAAAAUCAAUAAGAAACGAAUUGCCUUGACAGAUAACGCUUUGAUUGUUUCCAUGUUUGUAGAGAACUUUGGGCAGAGCACCUUCCAGAUUUCCCCCAUAGUGUACACUGUUACCUCAAGGUAG
This is a messenger RNA of Ictidomys tridecemlineatus (thirteen-lined ground squirrel), 600 nucleotides long. NCBI's taxonomy places the organism in Eukaryota, Metazoa, Chordata, Mammalia, Rodentia, Sciuridae. The record is from RefSeq and is a predicted model, not a curated record.